Messenger RNA from Fusarium venenatum, 2283 nucleotides. RefSeq lists its product as uncharacterized. Lineage: Eukaryota; Fungi; Ascomycota; Sordariomycetes; Hypocreales; Nectriaceae. Gene Ontology annotation, cellular component: plasma membrane. Gene Ontology annotation, molecular function: transmembrane transporter activity. The record is from RefSeq and is a predicted model, not a curated record. Gene Ontology annotation, biological process: transmembrane transport.
AUGUUCUCGGAGUAUGCAUCAAGGUUCCUGGCCCAGUCGCAGUCUAGAUUAUCCAACUUUGGCCAGGACAACACCGAGAACCCACCACGACAAUCAGACUGGCCGCCGCGGUCUACACGAAAUCAGCGCGAUACAGGACGAGGCAAUGUUCCAGGCAGCAGGUCUUUCUUAGGUCGAGGGAAUCCGUAUCAACAAACCGGCGCCGGUUCUCGAUUCGGUCAACUAGCCUUCGCAUCGCGGAUAUCAGCUGCACAGGAUGCACCUUUAUUUCACAGCACUUUGGACGAGUACCGAGAAGAAGAUGAUGAGGAAGAAAGGGAAAGGGCCGACAUGUUCGCUCUCCAGAGGUCAAGACGAGUAGCAGCAGCGAGCAAACUUGCCGAUAGUGUUGAAUCAGACGCUCACAGCCGCGGAUCUAUGGAAGACAGUUUAAACCACGAGGACCCUUAUCAAGACAUGAGCAUGCGCCGCGGUAUUCGAAGCAGCUGGAAUGGAACUAGAAGUACCCAUCGUCGCGGUUUGGCGAGAGAUACCUUGGUGGAAGAAGCCGAAGAUGAAUCCCGUUCAAGCGACGAUCGGACAAGCAGUCGAACAGAUACCAAGGGCAGGAUGGUCGACGUUGGACUCGAGUCGCAAGAAGAUCCAGAUGAGGACCCUCCAGCUUCACUGCUAGGAGGGGAAACUCCUCGCGAUAGCAGCCCUCCGGCUUUCCAGCGGUUUAAAGGCACAGACACGGAACGAACACCUUUUAUGGCAAGACGGGAGUCCACCACGGAAACUGAAGCCAGCAUGCGACGAGAUGCCCCUCCUCAAGAGGAGCAUGCACAGACAACUAUCCAAUACAUCGAGGGCGAAAUAUUUCGGCACGAUCCCUUCUUCGCCUGGAUCUUCCUUAUCGCUCUUGCCGGCAUGAUGUCGACAUACUUUAUGGUCUGGCUUCAUACAUCACCACGGAAAAGCCCUGUUGGUGAUACGAUUUACAUAACACUGCAGAAGUCAUUUCACAUGCUUGCGGUAGAUACAGUAGUGGCUGUAUUUGUAUCGUUCAUUUGGUUGGCGGCCCUCCGCUCCUUUGUGCGGCCUCUGGUCAGCGUCAUUUUGGUUGCGGUGCCCGUCAUUUUGUUUUCCUUUUCACUCUACUCCUUUGUGUCAUCCUUCAAGGGUCGCACCCACGGAACCAGUAUCCAGGAUUCCGUCAUGAGAUGGGCUUCGAUCGUUCCCGCUGCUGCAUGCAUACUCUGGGUUUGGCUUGUCGUGCGAGGGCGACGAGCUAUCCAGCAGGCGAUUGAGAUUCUCCAGUUUUCAAGCCGCAUCCUGGCCCAGAAUUCAGCGCUGCUGAUCGUUGGAUUUGGGUGUUUGGCCUUGAUUGUACUCUGGACUUGGGCAUGGCUUGCCAUGUUCACCAGGGUCUUCAUGGGUGGUUAUUUCUCCAAGAGUCUCGUGAAAUUCGUGAUUCAGUUAUCGAGUUGGUGGCUCGGGGCUGCCUUCAUCUUCUUGUAUAUGUGGACUGUUUCUGUCAUAAAUGCUGUUCAUCGCGCGACCACGGCUGCCACUGUAUCACAAUGGUACUUCCACCGCAAUGCCGGCCCUGCCACGCCAUCGCGAGAGAUUGUUUCGGCUGCUCUCAAUCACGCACUUACGACGAUCUUUGGAAGCCUUUGCGAGUCGACUCUUUUGUCUCUCUUGAUUCGAGCGCCACUGAUCUUUCUGCCCAGGAAGCUCGGUGCUGCUGUGACCAACAUCGCCUCGUUUUGGAUCCCUACCCCUGUCAUUGCCCUCAUGAAUCCCUUGACCAUUACUUACUCUGCCAUCCACUCACAAAGCCUCGCGACUUCCGCCAGAGGAUUGGAUCAGAUGGAACUGGUUUCCCCAGCAGUACCAACGACAACGUUGACACCUCGAGUUUUGCGCAACCGCGGACAACCUAACGGUCUAUUGCCAUACCGACUAGCCAAACUGCUUCUUGUAGCAACCCGACUUAUUAUGGCGACCGGUCUUGGUUUUGCAGGAUGGGUGAUAACCGCCAAACAGCUUAAGAUCCAACUACCAGACGGCGUCGGUAUGCGAGGUUCUGCUUACGCAUAUGUUGUUGGCAUGAUGGCAAGUUUUAUUGGAUAUUCUGUCAUGGGAGCGAUGGAAGGCAUCUUGAGUGGUAUUGUGGAUGCGGUUCUGAUCUGUUACGGUAGCGAGAGACGUAUGGAGAGAGGACAUGGUCGUUUCUGUCUCGAAGCGGCAUAUCUGUUUGGAGAACGUCGAGGAGGUGAUGCGGUGGAGUAUGCUUAG